Molecule: messenger RNA, 983 nt
Organism: Nothobranchius furzeri (turquoise killifish)
Lineage: Eukaryota; Metazoa; Chordata; Actinopteri; Cyprinodontiformes; Nothobranchiidae
Gene: rnf4
Product: ring finger protein 4
Biological process (GO): positive regulation of transcription by RNA polymerase II
Molecular function (GO): zinc ion binding; transcription factor binding
Source: RefSeq, a predicted model, not a curated record
GCUAGUGAGCUCACCGUUAGAGUACAACUUCCGGUUGUAACCGCAGAAGGCGCAGAAAGUAAAAGCUAACAUUACAAUCGUUCGUUUCGGUGUUCUGGGGCAGAAGUAGAUUUUCUUGGACCGCGAAUUCUCCGUCUGAGGUGAGACGUGUCACGUUCGAGCCGAACACAUGAAAACACCUGGUGGUGUCCCCUGGAGUCUAUUAUAUCUUCAGCUCCAACACUAAUAUGAGCAGCUCUGCUCAGAGGAAGAGUCCCCGGGUCCUCAGGACCUACAAAAGGUCAAACAGAGCAGCAAAUGUCAGGACAAAGACUCAAAGGGCAGUGAAUAUCAGUGACCCUGCUCCCCCCACAGACCUCAUUGAUGUAAUGAACAACACUGAAGAUGGUGUGGAGGAGGUGGUGGAUCUAACCUGUGAUGGAUCUGAAGCAGCUGUGGUCGACCUAACGGCCAACAAUGAUUCUGUGCUGCUGGUGGAUGAAGGUCCUCAGAAAAGGAGAAUUCCAGAAGGUGAGAGCUAUGUGCUCAGCAGUGAUGAUGAAGACACACCCUCUGUCCUCCUUGCUGCCACAAAGUCCAUGGCAAACACCUCCAGGUCAGCCCCGGGUCUGAUCAGCUGUCCCAUAUGUCUGGACCACUACUCAGAGAUUGUUGACAGCGGCCGAUUGGUGGUUUCUACAAAGUGUGGUCACGUGUUCUGCAGUCAGUGUCUUAGAGACGCUCUGAGGACUUCACACACUUGCCCCACAUGCAGAAAUAAGCUCACCUCCCGCCAGUACCACCCUCUCUACGUUUGACAUCCCAUUAUUUUGACAUUGUCAUCCAACCAUGCUUGUAUCUGAAGGUCAACACGAUGUUAUUAAAAUAUGAUGCAUUCUUUAACUCAAAAUCUAAAAAUGUCUUUCAAAGAUGAGUUUAUUUUAUUUAUCUUAAUUUCAAAUGUAAUAAGAUUUUUGCUGCUAAAAUAAAACAAAAUAAACCAA